CAGUGUCUCAGCUUGUCAAUCAGUGGUCAAGAGCUGGUCAAGUAGAAAAGUCUUAAAAGCCAGUUUGGCUGGGCUAUUGAAUGACCAGAAAAAGAACUCCAAGCAAAUUCCUUAUGUCUAUUGGCUUGCUGGUUCGCUGGUUCAGCUCUGGUUCGAUGUGCCGGGGUCAUCGCAGAUGGCAAUGGUUCAUUGUCCACUUUUCUAAGAAACAACGGCAACACGUAUGCCAACCUUUGGGUCUUCGCCUCUCUUCUCUUCAGUGUGGAUCAGCUGAGCGAGGACUCAGUCAUCGCACGGCUUCUCACAUCUUCUUAGAGUCUUCCAUCUGGACCAGCCACAGCCUUGCUUCGAAAGAGGUGCUACGAGAUACCCAUUUGGUUCCUAUUCGAUUGACUUGUAUUCAUCUACAUCUACAUCUACAUCUACCUUAUCAAAAAGAUGCGCCGCUGGUCCAGUGCAAAAUCGAGUGGAGGUUUUUCUUCUGGUUCUGCUCGUGUUGUCAAUGCUGAUCAGGGCAACGAGGAACUAGACGGCAGUGAGCUGUCUCCAGAUGAGUUGCUCGAAAUAGUCGCCAUUCGAGUAUCUGACGCUUCACAGUACUCUGCAUGUACUAGCGCUGUCUUUGGCAUCAAUGAGAAAGACCUGCAAGUGCAAAACAAAAUCGAAAAACAAGCAGCCACCACCACGAACCUUGGCAAUGACGAGGUCCAGGAAGGUCCCUCGAGAUCCAAAAGCGACAAAGCCAAAGUGCCCCCGUCAUUCGGUGCUACGACUACGACGACUAAGAAGAAGGACGACCUGAAGCUAGCUUUGACAGGAGGCCAGCAGGGGUCAGCAGACGCCUCAGUAGUGCUGCGCCCAGGAUCGCCAGGUCUGCCCCAGCCAACGUUGCAACGAGAGCAACCGCGACAGCUGCACCCAUGUCCAGGUGCAUACAUGGAGAGACCGGGAGGCAACGUGGAAAGGGCUGAUGCUCUCCGAAUAUCGCUUGUGCGUCCCGAGGAUCAUCAAGCCAUGGAUACCAUCCCUCAAAUUGUGUCUGUUGCCGCGGAUAGUAUCCCUCAAGCUGUGCCUGUUGCGGCCGAGCUUGCACAAGACGAGGAAGCCACGGCCAUGAAACUGAAGGAACUCGAAGCCAAAACAAUCGAACUGGCGGCCAAGACGGAAGAAAUCGAACGUCUCAAGCGAGACUUGCAGAAUCUUCAGGACAAAAUACAUGUAGCAGAGGUUGCCCCGGUGACUGCGGUCCCUGCUAUAAGGGUCAACUCACGGGGUCGUUGCGACGUAACCAAUGAAGUGGAAGCCUUUGUCCUGGAUCCAACCCAAGAAGCCCUGGUUGUCACUACUACGAGAUCUUCAGCUCCUGCUAUUACUACCACCAAUUCCCAUCAAGUGACGGCCAACAAGUUGCGAUUUGCAUCCCUUGGCUUGAUUGGUCGAAGUCAAGAGGAGCAAACACUGGCAGCCUGCCUCCAUCGGGCCACACAGACCAAGACGCGAGAACUGGUGCUCAUCAGUGGCAACUCGGGAGUGGGGAAAACAGCCCUGGCCAUGACAUUGCAGGCAAAAACAUGCAAGGAAAAGGGGCUGUUCAUUUCGGGAAAGUUUGAUUUCUGUCUUCGCGAUGAUCCCUACACCGGUGUCGCAUCAGCCUGUCGUGACCUAUGUUCUGACUUGUCUUUGAUUGACGAGUUUUGUGAUGAGAUUGUAGAGGAACUUGGGUCUGAACUUACCAUCCUCGUCAAGAUUUUGCCAGAACUACAAACGAUUGCGCGGAACAGGAACCUGCCAAACCGUGAGAACAAUAGUGUCGCUGAACGCAGUCUUGGUCAUCGUCAAGGCCUGGACGAAUCCAAGAAGCAGAUUGCAUAUGCAUUCCGACGAUUCUUUCGUGCCGUUUGUUCGUUCUUCCCGUGCUUGGUGCUCAGUUUGGACGAUAUCCAGUGGGCUGACACUGCAUCGUUGGACUUGCUCGAAUCGCUGGUUACGGACGACAAGAUUUCCAAUUUGGUUGUGGUCGGCUGCUUCCGCGCCAAUGAGGUGGACGAAACACAUCUUGUUAGUAAGAUGAUUAGAGAUCUCCAAGCCAAUGGAAACACGGAUGAAUCCUUUCAGAUCACUCAAGUCUCCAUUGGCAAUCUCGAACUACCGAACGUACGCCAAAUGCUCAUCGAAUUGCUCUCCAUGAAAGACUCGGACGAAGUUGCCGCUUUGGCACAGGUCUGCCACAAAAAGACGCAUGGGAAUGCCUUCUUCCUUGUUCAGUUCGUUUCUCACCUUCACGAAAAGGGCCUACUGGAAUACUCUUGGCGAUUGCUGAACUGGACUUGGGAUGUUCCAGCAAUCACGGCCAAGACUGGUUCUACUUCCAACGUGGUCGAUUUGCUCAAGAACAAAAUGGAAGAUUUGUCGAAUGAUAGCAUGGUCCGACUCCUUCCAAUUCUGGCUUGCAUGGGGUCGUCGGUGGAAGAAUCAACAUUGGCGGUUGUAUGGGAUGCCUGCUGCAAAGAUCAAGGCGAUCAUGAUGCACCACUUACAACGCUCUUAGCUACUGCUGUCGAGGAAGGUUUUCUGGAGAAACGUGGACAAUCCACAUACCAGUUUGUGCAUGAUAAGGUGCAGGAGGCUUCAUUUUCCCUAGUCGAUUCUGAACACAUGGUGAAGCUCAAGUCAACCGUGGGCAAGGUUCUGGCAGAGUUUGAUGAAACGGCUUUCGAGGUACAUCUGUUUGUCGCGGUCAAUCUUCUGAAUGAAGGAUGUGUGCCAACAUCUCUUCGUGAACGCAUUCAGCUAGCUUCCCUCAAUUUGCAAGCUGCAAAGAAAGCCGUGGUAUCAUCAGCCUUUGUCAGUGCUUCGAAAUAUGCAUUGGCAGGGAUUGAGCUCUUGCCGGCCUGCAAGUGGGGCGACGAGCACUACCAGCUGACAUUGGAACUCUUCUGUUUGGCUUCUGAAGUGCAGGGAUAUCUUGGCCAUGUCAAAUCAAUGGAGUACCACUGCGAUGAGGUGAAGGCGCAUGCUCGAUGCCUUUCUGACACUUUCCGUGUCCAGAAUGUGCUCCAAGAUAGUCUACUGAACAGACACCUCAAUGAAGAGGCAUUGGCGCUGGGACUGAAUCUCUUGAAGAAGCUAGGCCAUAACUUCCCCAAGGGACAAUGGUCCAUUAAAGCUGCAACCGUUGCUGGUAUUUUGAGGACGAAAGUGAGCAUCAGCCCAAAGUUCCCAGAGAGGAUCGAGUCCCUUCCAUCCAUGACCGACCCAAUGAAGAUUCAAAUCAUGCAUACCUUGGAUAAGUGCUGCACAGCGGCCUACCUUCUUAUGCAUGACAUCUUUGCUCUUCUGAUCUUCAAGAAUAUCCAGCUCACCCUCCGCUAUGGGCUAUCUCAAUAUUCCCCCCCUGCCUUUUCCUUCCUUGCCUGUAUCCUGGUUGGAGGGCUCAAUGAUUUCAACAAUGCAUCAAUGGUGGUAUCAUGUGCAGAAAAAAUGAUGGCCAAGAGCCGAAACACAGCAUCUCGAACUGCAUUCGUUUCGAGUUGUUUGGUCCUACCUUGGGUAGAUCCAUCACAGAACUGUCUGAAGAAAUUGGUCAAUGGCUACUAUGAUGGCUUGUUCACCGGUGACACUGACAGUUCUAUGUGGUGCAUCAACGUGUACAUUGGCAUUGGCUUGCAGUCGGGAAGGAACCUUGCUCUGUUGGAGGCGGAUUGUGCAAUCUACAUCAAGCAGAUGCAAGAAUUUGAGCGGGUGAAGAUUGCCAAAUUUACCCAAAUGUAUGCCCAGGUGAUUGCAAACUUGACACAGCAAUAUGAGUUUUCAGCAACAGAAGAGGCAUGGCCACUAGUUGGAUUAGAUGAGCAUCUCUACAAUGAUGACGACAUCAUGGUUGACUUGGGAAAGGAGUUUCAAAACCGAUUGUAUGCAAUACUCGGUGAGCACGCCGGUGGUGCAGAACUUUCGAUAGCAAGAGGAGACAGGUUUCUAAAGGGGGCUCCAGGGUGCUACCAUCAUAUCCCUGAUGCUUUCCAUCGGGGACUUUCCCUCUUUGCAAUGGCCCGGGAAACAAAGAAACGCAAGUACAAACGGCAUGCUCAGAAGCAAAGGGCACUCAUUGGGGCGUGGACCAAGAAAGGCAAUCCAAACACAAUCCACUACAAGCACCUUCUAGACGCUGAGAAUGCUGCUCUCAAGGGUCGCGUAUCUCAAGCAAAGGAAUUCUACCGGAAGGCUGUUGCAACGUCAUCCCGUGCAGGGUUUGUGCAUGAUGCUGCCUUGGCAUGUGAAAGGUUUGCAGAGUACUUGCUUCAUGAUCUGGAGGACAAAGAAAGUGCUGCUCUUCAAAUGAGGGAAGCCAUUCGCUUUUACGCCGAGUGGGGGGCCACCAGAAAAGUUGAUAUGGUGCGGAAUAAGUACCCCGAUCUGUUGCGUCCAAACUAGUUCCAUGCUGGGGAGUUUGAUUCCAAUCGACUUUCUUGAUGGCACGUACCGUAUACGCGUAAUCCAGCAACUCUAGAGCUCGUAUUUGUCUGAGCCAGCAUCUAGCUCGUAUUUGUCUGCUCGGGAUUAUGGAUUCUCAGAGUCGUAUCGUCACUUCCACCCUACCGGUACACCGAAUCGGCGAAGACGUCCUUCCACUUCAUGACCGGCCACCGACGGAGAGCUUCGGUUGAGGCUCCAAAAACUCCCUCGAGACUGCGGCGCUCGUAUCAACCUCUGACUAUACUACAACGUGCCUCAGCUUGGCUAUUCGGUGUGGAUGAGGGGGGCAAUCGAAUGCAACUCGAUCGCUCCAGUUCUUUACGAAUUUCAUGCAUUGCUUUUAUGAAGCGACUUUGCUUCCUCGCAAAUAAACGUAAAGGGAUCUGAUGUUUCUCGUUCAUAGAAAGACUCCUGGACGAAGACGGGAGCUGCUGCGCUCGGAUCCUGCUGCAAGACAACUUUUGUGCGGUACCACGAAAUCGGAGCUAGCUAGUAUCUUGAGAUGAUGUCAAAGACAAGCACGUGGCAACCGUCAUCCAACCCGCAGCCGCCACAAGAGGGCCCAAAGAACGACAGAACAAUGGUGAUGAAGCUGGGAGCCAGCCCGAGGGACUCUGGUUGUCAGCAUUGCAAGUUUUGGCGAACACGGGAUGCAGAGUGGGCAUUGGGAAGAACCGAAUCACCAAACUAAAACCCGGAGCCUGCCUCUUUCGCGACUGACAACCCCUACCGUGGUUGUCUGAGCUGCAUACAUGAGGAAUUUCUCGGUUUUAGUUUGGUGAUUCUUCCACUGCCUCUCAGCGACGGACGUGCCUAUACUGUCAUUGUCUCGAAAAAGCUGAAGCAACUGAAGAUACAUUGAACCGUAGCUACAACUAGCCCGCGUUUCUAUGCCAGGCAGCAGUGAACCUGGACUAUAAUGUAAAUGUCGUGAGUUUCUAUUAUGCUUUGCCCCUGAGAAAGGACU
This is a messenger RNA of Seminavis robusta, 5440 nucleotides long. The record is from the annotation of a GenBank genome assembly. Lineage: Eukaryota; Bacillariophyta; Bacillariophyceae; Naviculales; Naviculaceae.